AUCUCCAGGGCAACCAAGCAGCAGCUGUACUACACAACCCUUCCAGCUCCUAUCAGUUGCACCAGCCGGUCAUAGGCAUCAAUGGCCUCCACCAACAGCUGGACCCUUGAGUUCGAGUCGCCGGUGGCAGCGCCACGCCUCUUUCGCGCAGCCGUACUGGACUGGCACACCUUGGCACCCAAGCUCGCACCCCACAUCGUCGCCAGCGCCCACCCCGUUGAGGGAGAAGGCAACAUCGGCAGCGUGAGGCAGUUCAACUUCACCUCAGCCAUGCCCUUUAGCCUCAUGAAGGAGAAGCUCGAGUUCCUGGACGAGAACAAGUGCGAGUGCAAGUCGACCCUCAUCGAGGGUGGCGGCAUUGGCACGGCGAUUGAGACAGCCACGUCGCACAUCAAGGUGGAGCCAACGGCCAGUGGUGGGAGUGUUGUGAAGGUGGAAUCGACUUACAAGCUACUUCCGGGCGUGGAGGUGAAGGACGAGAUCACCAAAGCCAAGGACUCCGUCACUGCCAUAUUCAAGGGCGCCGAGGCCUACCUCAUCGCCAACCCGGAUGCCUACAUAUAAAUCAAUUCAUCACUAGGCGGAAAUUCAUUCGGUAAUACAUUGUUCCUAUAUUGUGCGUGUGUUUUUCUUUCCGUCCAAAUAAAUCUGCUCCCAGUGACGACGAGAGAGCACCAGGCAGGCGGUAUGUGUGGAAUCGGGACAUUUUAAUUUGAGUCGUGAGCAUAUGAGACUUGAGAGUGUCUAUUUGUAUUUUGUUGUCGUUGUGAACUCAGAUUUGCUCCUUGGUUUUUAAAGCAAAUACUAGUUUUUCAUGUAGUCUCAGUUUAGGAACAUGAAGUUUGUGUCUAUUCUGG
Molecule: messenger RNA, 857 nt
Organism: Lolium perenne
Lineage: Eukaryota; Viridiplantae; Streptophyta; Magnoliopsida; Poales; Poaceae
Product: pathogenesis-related protein 1
Biological process (GO): abscisic acid-activated signaling pathway; defense response
Cellular component (GO): nucleus; cytoplasm
Molecular function (GO): protein phosphatase inhibitor activity; abscisic acid binding; signaling receptor activity
Source: RefSeq, a predicted model, not a curated record